Molecule: messenger RNA, 870 nt
Organism: Trichoplax adhaerens
Lineage: Eukaryota; Metazoa; Placozoa; Uniplacotomia; Trichoplacea; Trichoplacidae
Exons: 1
Coding region: 1-870 (289 amino acids)
Biological process (GO): G protein-coupled receptor signaling pathway
Cellular component (GO): membrane
Molecular function (GO): G protein-coupled receptor activity
Source: RefSeq, a predicted model, not a curated record
AUGGGUAAUUUGUUGUCGCUGAUGGCUAUCUCUAGAUCUAAAUACUGGCAUACACCUAAUGGUUUACUCUUAACUAAUCUUGCUAUAGUUGACUUUUUACUUGGGUUGAUAUGCUUACCGCUAGUAAUUGCAGUAGCUUAUGCAGGUCAAAAUGUUCCAACAGUUUUAUGUCAAAUUCAAGCAUUUUCAUUAGGAGUUCUCAAUUGUACUUCUAUCAAUACUGCUGUAAUUAUCAGUAUCGAUCGCUAUGUAGCAGUAGCUCAACCUUAUUAUCAUGCUGCAUCUGUAGGUAGAAGUAAAGUUAUUAAAGCAAUCGUCACCGCUUGGUCACUAUCGGCAAUAAUGUCCUCGAUACCAAUUAUCGCUCAAGGAAAGUAUGGACUAGGAAUCUAUGAUAAUCGAAAUCAAAUAUGUUGGUUUUUUAUGAGAGAUUAUGCUAAAAAUCAUAUCAUUAAUAGCAUAUUUAUUACAGCAAUGUUGUUAGCUAUUGCUAUCGUUUUAUUUUGCUAUGCAAUUAUGUUUGGAAUUGCUUAUCAGAAAAGUACUGCUACGCCUCUGUAUCAUUUUGGAAGCAGCUACCGUAAUAUUAAGAAAACCAUUUUUACUACCACCUUAAUAGUGGGAACUAAAAUAAUUUGUUGGCUGCCAUUAUCAGUUGUCAGUGUUCUUGAUGCUUGCACUACAGUACCAUUAACUUCUUUAGUAGGAAUUAUGGUUUAUUUCUUUGCUUUUGCCAAUUCGGCUUUAAAUCCGAUGAUUUAUAUAGCUACUAGUAGUACUUUGCGCUUAAAAGUACUGCAACUUAUCCAUCGAAAUCGUCGAGUUAAUAAUUUAGUCACUGUAUCAAGCACUUUCACCAGAAAUACAUAA